Molecule: messenger RNA, 13709 nt
Organism: Xyrichtys novacula (pearly razorfish)
Lineage: Eukaryota; Metazoa; Chordata; Actinopteri; Labriformes; Labridae
Source: the annotation of a GenBank genome assembly
GAGAAUCGUCGUUUCCACGAUGUUGACCGAGUUUUGCCGAAACGUGCCGCCGCCAGUGGAGCCGUUCACCCUUCGCACAGGCUUCUCCCAUCUCAGCUUCACACCCGCUCUUUGUCCAUGACCGGCUGACCGACGACGCGUUUCCCCUUUAAGAAGAUGUCGGGCGAUAUUAUGGCUAAUUUGCUCAUUUUGUGUGAUGGAGGCAGACAGAAACCCAAACCGCGCAACAACGUUAAAAGGCAGCGACGGUAGGAGAUGAGUGUAACAACCCCGGCGGGCAUCAUCUCGUUUCCAGUGACGGUUGUUAGCUGUGCUCGGGACUGAGAGGAGUCCGGUGUCCUUGCUUGUGUCAAAGACAGUGUCUGCGUUUACCAGAGGCUUCAACCUUUUUCCUCUCGAGACGGAAAUGUCUUGUCAUGAAGCGGACAAAGCAGACUGGCAUCGAAGCGUAGGAGAGACACGGUGACUGCGGUGAAAACUAUCCUCUCUCCCCCAUUCCCCCUUUCACCUCGCAAUGUUUUGGAUGCUUGGAAGAGACAACAGGAAAUUUGCACAUAUCUGAAAGCCUUUUAGAGGGGUAAGUAACAGUAUCCGGACUAUCUUGAGUCAUGGCUGUCGUUGUAAUAGCAGCUGGGUGUUUGACCAGUCUGCCGGGGCAGGUGGGAGUGUUGUCAGUCCCUGGCCCUGGCUGCGUUUCCCCAUAACAUUCUUCAAUUUAUUCCCCUCACACUGCUGUUGUUGUUUUAUUUGGUGAAUUUGCAUGUUCACAGAGGCUAGUCAAACCCCAGAGUGCUACAUUCCCUCCACGUCCCUCACCCUUUUGGUGUAGAAGCUCUUAUGUAACCCUGUGGGAUUCCUCUUUCUGUGAGACUUCCCGGCCCUGUGUCAGGAAAACACAACGACGCCGACUGCCCUGAGAGAGAGCACCAUGUGCACCGACAGAGGAGGCUGGUGAGGAAAGCACAAGCUGUUCACAUUCCAGCCCUUCAACUGGGAACACACAGAGAGCAGCCUGUAAUACAGAGGAGGGGGAGAGAAAAGACCACCACCAUCCUUUUUACUUUUUCAUACCAGGUUUUCUCAGGAUGACAUAAUAACCACAAUGGGGAAUUCAGUGUCUAACAACAAAGAAAUCAACAACAGUUUAGUGUGGUUUUUACUGUGGGAUGAUAAAAGCCAGUAGAGGGGAGAGUGGGGUAAGUUAAGCCACCCCUUGUUGCUUGGCAAUGGUAAAAGAAAUUGAUCAUGUGACCAAAUAUUUAGGAGAUGGGCAUCAAUUUAUGUACUCUGUGAAGGUUAGAAGCACAUCGGUGAAGGGGUAAGACGUUUAUUUACAAAAAAAGAGUUUAGUCUGUCAUAAGUUUGAUCAGAAUUGUGUUCAGACCAAAAAAGAUAAUUUUAAAUUAGUUUUACACAUGAAUUUUGGUAUCUAUGAGCUACAACAUGAGGUCAAAAACAACAUAAAAGUCCACCAUUUUUGCUUAGAGAACUAAUAAAGUCAUAAUAAUAUUUUUGGGGUAAGUUGAACUGAGAAAGUCUGAUGAGACGAUCAGAGUUUCAGUUCAGAUUGUGGAAAUGUGUUACUUUUUCUUCUCAAAAAUACAGCUGUGAAUGUUCUGAAUCUCUUAAGUCACAGGUGUCAAACUCUACCACAGCCAGGGCCAUAAUCUGGAUUACGGUUUUACCUGAGGGCCAAACAGGGUCAACAUUUCACCAAAACUGUCAACCCUACUUCUCAAAAAGUAUGUAACAAAAACAUUUUAAUUUUUUAUUCUAUUUUUAUUUAUUAGUUCAAAAGAUCAGAGCAUGAUAUUAAAAAUAGAAAAAUUAUGCUUUUUAAGAGCAAAUACAUGAGAAAUAAAAAAAUCCAGUCAUGUUUGACUUGUAAUCUUAAAAUGCAAAAUUGAAAACAUGAAAUAAAACACCAAAUAUUUUUCUCCCACAUUCUUGACUAUUUAUCAAAUCUUCCUUACUCUUGAAUUUCCCAGAUUUCCACGGUUUAUUAAGGACAUUUUAAAUAAUGGUGCUAAGGUUUACAUUAUUAUACUGGAGGAAAUCUGCAUACUUCAUACUGGUGGGCCAAUAAUAAUAGAAAUAUGACAUGAACUUGUGGGCCAGAUAUAAUUUUUCCACGGGCCAGAUUUGGCCCCCGGGCCUUAAGUUUGACAACCUGUGGCUUAAAGACAUUCUCAUGUUAAAAUGACUUUUUAAAAAACAGCUUUUUAGCAGUUAUAUGCAAUAAUGAUUAAAAGAAUUAUUUUACCAGUUGAAUAGUGAAUGUGAAGAAGUGAAAUUCCCCAUACAAGGGGUAAGUUGACCAUAGGAGACCACUUAUAUUAUCAAGACAGUUAUGUUUGCACUCAUUCUGUUGGUUUCCAGAUAAACUAGUUAGAGACAAAACUAUGAUUGUCUUGAUGUAGUGAUCCGAUAUAUGAAAAAUGGCUCAUCUUACCCCACUCUCACGACCAUCCUUUUACUUUUUCAUACCAGGUUUUCUCAGGAUGACAUAACAGGAGUCACCCGAAACCACAAUGGGUAAUUCAGUGUCUAACAACAAAGAGUAUGACAAAGCCUUCAAAGAAAUCAACAACACUUAUGUCUGGUUUUCACCGUGGGAUAAUAAAAGCCAGUGUAUUCCGGUUUAUCCACAACAAACUUGCUCAGUUUACUGCAAACAUCGCAAAGUAAAGCAGCGAAGUGUCACGUUUUAAGGUGCAAAAGCAGGUGAUGUUUGCUGUUUGUUUAGAAAGAAAAGAGCCUGAAGAGGUGCAGGUAAUUUUCUGUGAAGCAGGCCCUCUGGGAUCUGCCCUUCUUCAUCUCCACACUCCAGAAGAAAGAUUUCUCUCUUGUCUUUGAAAUCAGUGAAAUAAUCGUAUUUGUGCCCUCCUACUGUUGAAUAUUUGGAUCAGUACAAUAUAACUGAGAGCUCCUCAGGUCAGUUCCCACUAUUCAAAUGAGAUGCAACAUGUGGCUCAGCCUGAAAUAACCAAAUAACCGUUGUAGAAAGAGAACACACAUGAGCAACGCAGCAUGCUGUGAGCUUGUGCGCACAGUAUCGGGACUCCUGAGUGGAAUUAAACAAUCAUUCAUUUGAUGUUUAACAUGUUUAACUUUACUGUUCUUACUUCUUUUAAUGUCUGAGGUGAAUCAAGGCUUCUUACAGCACAUUUACAGGACUUUUAAUCGAUCAUGUUACAACAAAUUUCUCUGUAGUGACUAUGCUGACCUGAAUUUUAGUCACUUUAGUUUUUGAUUAAAUGAAAAACAAACAAAAAAAGAAAGAUACGUCCAAAUUACGACGAUGGUGAAGUAUGUGACGAGGGUGAGAGUGGUGUCGGAGAUUCGCGGUAAUACUCGUGUUCUCUUCUCCUUCUCCCAGAUCACUGCUUCACCUGUGUCCCUUUUCUAGCAUUUACCUGCCCACUCACCUGAAGAGCCCCUCGUGGUGAUUGUGUGAGUAACGAAACAUUCUCUUUUGUUUUUCCACAGAGCUCUCCAGCUCCUCUUCCCUCUGGCUCGGGACCAACCAUCACCAGAACCCCAACAACACCACCCUCGCCUUUCAUGAUGACAUCCCCAGACUCACCCCCACUAGUUUCCCCUUCCCCCUGCCCUGCUCCACCUCCGUCCCUUCCCUCCUCCCCGGUGCCUUCCUCCCCAGCACCCUCCUCGUCCUCCCUGCCCGCCCCGCCCUCACUGCCGCCCACGGGGGAAGUAAUGGUACUGGCUCUGGGCAGGAAGAAGCAGAGGGUGCUGAUUGCUCUUUCGAUUCUCCCCAACCUCUUUCUGGCCUUCCUGCUUUCCUCAGACCCCCUCAUCACCCUCUCUCCACCCCAUCAUUGUCACCUACCGGGGCCCUUGCCGUCGCCUGAGGUCCUGAAUGCCUCGCUUCCUUGGGAAAAGGGGGUGAGGCCUGGGGACAGCGGGGGCUUGUCUCAGUGUAAGCAGUAUGUCAACGGCAGCCAGUCACCUGUGGUCGACUGCCAGGACGGCUGGGACUUCAACGUUACAGAAGGGCUGAGAAACAACAUUGUGACUGAGGUAAAGCUCCUGAUUGUUUUAGUUCAUGUGUGAAUUUAGCAUCUUAAUAUGCUGAAAAGAGUGUUUCUCCUUUAUGCUGUGCAAGGGUCUUGCUGAGCAUGCAGCCCUCAUCUUGCAACGGGCUGCGAAACCUAAAUAUAGCACAUACCUGCAGCUUUGAGUUGGACAGGAACUCUUCUGGUUACGACUAAAGGGCUGUAACUUUCUCAGACUGAGGGUUGUUCUGGUCCUGGAGAGAUAGAAAUGUUGUGGAAACUUCUCUUUGUUGGCGUGUAGUGGACAACUCCAACGUAAGAGAUUUGGGAGAUGCCUGAUGCAAUUUUUGAUACACAAAUCUCGUUUUGUGAGAAUAGUUGUUGUUUGAUUCACAACACAGUCAAUCAAUCAAUUAGUCUUUAUAUUUAUAGCACUUUUCAUACACAACCAUGUAGCACAAAGAAUACCCAAAUCUACCCCAACCCAACCCCUCAUUCCCAACCCAUGAUCUAAAUGCAACAGAAACAGGAUUAAGAUGCAAAAACUUAAAAAGGGCUUGAUUUCGUGGAAACAGGAAUGUGCGCACUGAGGAAACGUCAUUUUAAAACUCAACAUAAGGAAACAAUGAAGGUUUAAAAUCUAAAAACAAAGAAACAUAGAAUGAAAUUUAAGAAAUGAUAAAUAAAAUGAAAUAAAAACAACAGUAAAAGAUACUAAAAUAAGAGCAACAAAACAGCUCAAUAAAAAAAGAUUCUGUCAUUAAAACUAGAAUACAUAAAUGCUAAAACACUUGAAGUUAAUGAUAUAAAAUUUAGAUAAAAGCAAGACUAAAAGGGUGCAUUUCCAGUUUGGUUUUAAAGUCAUUAAGAUUAGGUGGAGUCCUCAGGUCUUCAGGUAAGCUGUCAAACUCAAAUUAAUCGACCGGGUUUCCUCUUUGAAAAAGACUCUUCAUUGUUGUUGGCUCGGCUUCCCUGCCUCUGAACCCGGGUUAGAUAACACCCAGUAACCUAUUCAUACUCAUGAGUUUUACCUGCAUCACUGUCAGACUGAUUGAGCAAUGACAGACAUUCCACAGAUUACUGAGACAUAUCAUACAUUUCAAAGGUUAAAGUUCCCUCAAAUACCUCACUGAGGAAAGAAAAUCCCUGUUUACAGCUUAGAUCCUUUCGACCCCUUUAGUUAAAACCGAGGUGAGAACCUAAAAUCACAUAUAUAAGUCGUCGUUAGUGAGUUCAACAAGCCUCUACAAAACCUGGAGUUCGAGCACUUUGGUGGCGCCCUGAGGGUGUGAACCUCCUGCCACUACCUUUGCCUUAUUUUUUUGCUUGUACUUAAUACAUACAUAAUAAAAAAUACAAACAGCAUUUAUUUCAAACAAGAAGACAGGGUUAUAAAUCCUAAAAUGAUUCAUUAAUAUGUUUCUCUAAAUGCUGCUGCAGGUCGGCUGAAAAGUUUAAAAAUCCUUCGUUUCAGAGCUGAAACUCAAACAUUAAAUCAGCUGACUGCUCACUCACUGUUUUCCACUCCGUCUGGGUGCUCAGGCCUGCAUGUGUGUUGUCAUUUUUCUGAGUGCUGACGUGGGAGCCACACCCUGCCCUCCAGUCCAGUGGUACUGGGGCAGCUUUGCUGGUUAUCCACCCACACCACUGCAGCAAGACGAAGACACACACACGCUGUGCCAAGGGAGUCAUUUAGUGGGAUUAUUCUAAUCCACAUAUUAUAAUUAUCAUGACUUCACUGACUUUAUUUAUGAUUUACACGCCGAGAAUGACCUGCAGAGGCGCACAGAUGCACAGAUUUUUGCUGGUGGGUUGGAUGUAACUCUCUGAGUUUUCUGUCAUUUUGAUUUUUAUUUCCUCCAGUUCUGCUGGGCUGGCAGUCUGCUGAGCAGGAAGCACAGGGCCUCUGAUCAGCUUUGCCUCUACCGCUAAUCAAUAAACACUGUGUCCUUUCAGCAGAGGCUAACUCCACGCUACACGCCUGUACUGUGAAUCUGUCACAGACCUUUUCCUGUGUCUUGUAUAGCAGUGUGAUUAAAAGCAGACUUUUCCCGUACGGUCGCAUUUGAUGGGUGUAUUUCCCCCAGGACAUUAAAGGAGGAGUAAGAAAUCUGAACAGGUUUCUGAAUGUCCAUACAGAAUGAUUCUUUUGUCCCCUAGCCUCAUUCCUAAAACCAGUCAGAGCAGUUUACAGUCUGGUUUGUUUGCAUUUCUCCUCCCUCUGUUGUCCAAAACACUCCACCUGUAUGAACACCGUGGGUUGCACUGCUGCCCUUUACUUUACCCAUCCUCUGCACCUCAGCAGUACAAACAGCUGAUAUUAUGAGACAAGCUUUUUAUGUUUCUGUGCAUGAGCUCCAAUUAUGCGAGGCCUCUUUUUUCAUUAUUUUAUCACCAGACCUCUGCUUCGCCCCAAAUCAUUAAAAUCAUUUUGCUCCCAGUAGCUGGCAGACAGCAACAUUAGCAGAGCGCAGCUGUUAAUGCAAAUGGCCGGGGCUGGCUAAAUGUGAUUAAACUCAGAUCUGAGAGUGGAUAUGUGUUCCUUUGAAAAAUGUGUCCUGACUCAGAUGCACUGCUGAUUGCAACCAAACUGCAUUUUCCAAAUAGUUAGUAAAUAACUGAACAAGAGAUACAAAGGAUUUGUAUUUUUUUUAUGAACUACAGUUCUGCCGCAGUCACCCGUAAAAAAUAAAGCUUCAUCAUCCUCAGGUUUUAUAAUGGAUCUCUGUGUACUGCAGCAUACAGGCCUGACUACAACAGGGACACAAAAUAAUUAAUCAGUGAGGGAAGGAAGCAGAAGUGUUUUUACACCUACACAGAAAUAGAAACUACAUUUGGUGGAUCCUUCUUAUAUAUUUUUUAAUUUGUAUAUAUUGUAUUUAAAAGUUGACUUUUUUCAAAUCAAAGUGACUGACUAACUAAUCCUAAUUAUGAGGGAUCGGCAUGAUAAACAAAAAGUACGAUUGUGUAAUCACUAUUUGAUGACUAAUCACAUAGUUGCCCUCUUUCUGCUGGGUGUCUCCCUCUCUGUUCGUAGCAGUUGUUGUAGACUUGUGUGAUAAUCUAGCCUGGUGAGUUUGCACUUGACCCCUCCUCAUGGAACAUCUUGAAGGGUCACAAUCUCAUAAAAACACAUGUUCACCUGUGCCUGACAUAAGUGCUUUCUUCUUAUUUUGUAGUUGUUAGUUAGCAAAUAGCUUUCGGAUUGGCCUCCAGUUUUUGGUAAAUAUUCUAUUUCGAAGAUGAGAUUUUAGUUUUAUGGACUUGUCGAUAUUCCUGAUAAAUAAAAGAUCUAGGUGUUAGAAAAUCAUGACUCAUUCCUGUUAAUAAUGCAGCUUGGCUCUGGUUUUUCAAAAACACACAAAGACAAAUCUCAAAGAAGGUAGAUAAGUGUUGUUGAAAGGUGAUGGUGAUGUCUGAUAACAACUGGCUGAUGUCUCUUCCUCCCUCCUGUGACUGUCUAGUGGGAUCUGGUGUGUGCUCAGUACUGGCUGGUCCCGGUGGAGGAGGUGUGUUUCAUCCUGGGUGUCCUGACUGGCUGCCUCGGUCUAGGUUACACUGCUGACAGGUAAUCAUGCUCACACAUGUUGUCAUACACAAACACAAACACACACUCGUGUCUCUACAGUCUACAUCUCUGUUAUUGUUGCAGGCUGGGCCGGUCCAAGUCUCUGCUGGCUUCCCUGACCCUGUCAGUGGUGUUUGGGGUGCUGGUGUGUGUCUCUCCGUACCCCUCCAUCUUCAUCGUUAUGCGCUUCUGUUUGGCAGCAGCUAGCGCAGGAGUUUAUCUCACUCUAUACAUCACUCGUGAGUUUCAAAACUUAAAGGGAUAUUCUGACAUAAAAUUAAUUUAGGGUCAAACACACGUAACACCGAGUUAGACACCCCCUCGAGAGAUGAAUGUUACCAACCACUUGCUUCUCUAGUUGUACCAACUUUAGUAAUGACCACACAUUAGCAAUACACAGCGGUCUACAUCUCCAUGCGCACACCUUAACCAAAACGCCACAAAUAAUGCUCAGAACAGCACCUAACUUCAACAACUGUACAUAUAGGGUCCCAGCCACAGCACUAGCCACCAAACAUCUUUUUAGCUUUGCCUGAUUUCUUCAGCAAAGAGACUAAACACAACUCACCUACUCUCUUCCAGCAGCCGCUUGAUUGUAGCGAGACCUCAGGCCAGUCCAUUACGGACUGCUGUUGGGUUACGCAGCUCAAGGAAGCUGUUCUGAGCAUUAUUUGUGGCUAUACAGUGGCGUUUUGGUUGAGGUUUGUUUAUGGCUCCUCAGACCGUUGUGUUUUGCCAUCGUGCGGUCGUUUCUAAAGUUGGUAUAACUAGAGAAACAAGCGGUCGGCAACAUUCAUCUCUUGAGGGGGUGUCAUGGACUUGAAUCUGAUUGUUUAAUUGAAGAGGAUUUUGAUUUGAACUCCAUAUUAACUUAUGUUCACCAUCCAAAGUUUGUGUUGUUGUUUGACCAUCAGGUCUGGAGCUAUGUGAACCAUCUUUAAGGCUGGUGGGCACAAUGCUAGCCGGGCUGAUGACUGUUGCCGGAGAGCUGCUGCUGCUGGCUGUCGCCCUGGGCUGCCAGUCCUGGAGGGGACUUCUGGGGGCUGGUGCUGCCCCACUUACACUAUUUCUUAGUUAUGGGUACGAGUAGAACAUCUAUCAUUGCAUGUUUAUACGUUUUAGUCUUUUAUUUAAACCUUAUUUAACCAGAAAAAACCUCAUUGAGUUUAAAAAUCUUAUUUGCAAGAGUGUCCUGGCCAAGACAGGCAGCAGUACAUUUACAAAGUUACAGACAUAAACAAUUACAGACAUACACAGACAAAACAACCAGCUAAGUCGAAGUCGCAGUAUUAAAAUAAUACUUAAAGUUCCUAGUAUGCCGAUCCUCUUUUUAUGACUUUUAAUAUGUCGAGAGUGAGAGAAUAAUGGACCUUCAUGGUCUUCUCCUCAAGUGUCUUGAUGCCACCUGACAUGCUGAAAGCUUUGUCGGAUCAUAUUGAUCUUAAUUCCCAUGCCGCAUUGAGCUUUUCAGCUCGUGUCAGAUUGCAUUAGAGCUACUUUGUUAAAGGCUGCUCGCCCAUCUAAGACCUCUCUUACCAGAUUAGCCACUUUAGUAGUUUUAAAACCAAAUUAACUGAGAUCUAAAUAUCAUUACUGGCGUUGGAUUGCAGGUUUUUAAUAAGAGGAGAAGAUUAAACUGGAUUAAGGAGUAAACAGCUCUCCUACUUUGGGCUGUUUUCCAUGCUGACUGGCUUAAUCCCCGAGUGGUCAUGUUUGUGUUGGAUAAAGGUCAACAAAGAUUAAAGAGUGGACCUGAUUUGUGCUUAAUGUUUUCUCCCCCUGCAGCAUUCCUGGAGUAUUCCCCGAGUCUCCUCGCUGGCUCCUUUUGUCCGAGAGAACCGCAGACCUGAACUCUUUUAGGGACAGAAGAAACUCCAACAGAGACGUGAGAGACGACGAAAGCUUCACAGGUGUGUGGUGAGCGUAGGUCUGGAGUCGGACUCUUUCCUCUGAGAUAAGAAUUAUUUUAUGAUACCUGCAUUAUUUAUGGAUUAUUUAUAGCAAUGCAUUCCACAACAUACAGUAUGUACUCUAUCACACACCACUAAGAGCAGGUAAUGGUGCUCAUUUAUAAGUCAUGACCAUUAAAUACACAAUCCCUGCAUGAAUGUGGACUCGCACUCUUUCUUGCACUUCAAAUUUGUGAUCAGGGUCUCUAAAACAGUUAAUAAGCAAAUAUACAGAUUUGUUUCCACUCUGCCUCAACUUAACCGAGAGAAAGUGUAGUUUCCAUGGACGCCACCACGCUACAUGAGGAGACAAACUGCUAAUGCUGCGUUCGAGUUACCACGAAGGAUGUCGGAGCUGAAAAUGACGUCACACCCAAGCUCAAUAGGAGGCAGAAACAAGAUGGCUAUGUCUACGAAAGUUAUUUUAGCACUUGCCUUGUCCUUGUUAUAUUCCGACAAGGCAAGCGCUAAAAUAAAUUUCGUAGAUGUAGCCAUCUUGUUUCUGCCUCCUAUUUAGCUUGGGUGUGACAUCAUUUUCAGCUCCGACAUCUUUCGUGGUAACUCAAAUGCAGCUUAAGCUACUGAAAAAGCACUUGAUUCAGAAAAUAGUAACGCUGCCGACAAGCUACCAAGAAAUGAAAACUACCAACAUCAAAGUUUGGAUCAUUUAAAUCACUUUGAAAGCACAUGGUCUCAGAUGAAACACUGACUGAAAGAGUAAAAUAUCUGUCCAAAUAUUGUUUAAAUGAUCUAAAAAGAGUUUUGUUUGUUUUUGUUCCCUCAUUAUAGAGCUGGACUCCGACCCGGCCCCCUCCUCACGCCCUCACUUGUCCUUCCCCGAGCUCUUCCACUCCAAGAACAUCUGGAAGAACAUAUGUGUGCUGGGUUUCACCUCGUAAGCCGUCCCUCACUGCUGACGUCGGCUGCGCAGUGCUUUGUUUCGUUUGUCGUUUCAGUUCUUCCACUUUGAAUCACUCGACCCUGUUCAGAGCCGUAACUCUGUCCUCUACGUGUCUCUGCGUUUCCUCCAUCAGCUUCAUCUCUCACGGCAUCAGCCACUGCUACAGCUCUUUCCGAGGCGACGUCAGAGGCACAGCCCCGAGCUUCUAUUGGACGUACCUGCUGUCUGUGUGCGCAGGGGGCGGUGCUUGGCUGUUGCUCUGGGUGACUGUCGACAGGUGUGGUCGCCGUGGUAUCCUUCUCCUUUCCAUGACGAUGACGGGACUGGCUUCUUUGAUCCUUCUGGGACUCAUGGAGUGUAAGUCGGCCUUUGUUGGCAUCAAAGAAAGAGAGCAGAGUCUACCUCCACCUCCGCUGAAAUCACCCCCCACCAUCAUUCAAGCUUCUACACAGAUUUAAGAGCUUGAUAGAAGCUCAAUGGAAGUGUUAUAUUACCACAUCAUACAUGUGCCACUUGUUUAAAGUUGAUAAAACUUCACAGUAGGUUAUUGCUUCAUGAAAAGCACACUGGUCAGCUUCUUAUUAGGAAAUUACACGCCAUGUGUCUCGCCUUUGUCUCCUCUCAGCAUGCUUCACAAACACACUUUCCUCGGUCUCAGUCUCCCCCUUGUGGUAGGAGAGGAGCUGGUCAUUUGUUUUAUGUAGGGCACUGCAGUGGCAGCAAAGUCAACGCUGUGUCGGAUGCUGUGCAAUCAUGCAUCAGAGGCAGAGGGGAAAAGGAGCAGAGAGACCUCCUCUGAGACCCCCCUGUGUUUUUCUGUUCAUGGAUGAAGUCUGACAGGGUUUUAGGGGAAAUAUGAGUAAGGGUAGUUCAAGUGUUUCUUAAAAGUACUCCAUAUUUACUCAUGCUUGUCCCUCCUUCGCCCUCAGAUCUCAGUGAGACAGCCAUCACAGUUUUUUCUGUGCUGGGUCUCUUCUCCUCUCAGGCCACCGCCUCCCUCUGCAUCCUCUUCACUGGAGAGAUCAUGCCCACCAUUAUCAGGUAACACAAAAACACCACAUGCAGACUAGUUUAAAAAAGUUAUAAUUAAAACAAAAAAACCUCUGUAUGAAGUUUGUGUUCAGUUUGGUGUUUGAUCUCUGUUGCUGGGCUGAGUCACAAAUGAAAUCCUGGCAUAUUUUGGGUCCACUUGAUGUUGUCUGUGUCCACAGGGGGACUGGUGUGGGUAUAGUGCUCGCCCUGGGUUGUGUGGGCCGCCUCAGCUCUCCGCUCAUGGACCUGAGGAACCAUUACGGUUACUUCCUGCAUCACGUGGUGUACUCCUCUCUGGCAUUGCUGGCUGUGCUGUCCAUCCUGCUGCUGCCGGAGAGCAAGAGGAAGCCGCUGCCUCAGACGCUGGCUGACGGGGAACAGUACAGACGCCCCCCGCUGGGCAGAAGGAGAAGGGACAAUGUGCCACUUCUGGCCACACCUAACCCAGAGACGUAAAAGACUCCCCAGAGGGGGUGGGAUGGACUGUGCUCUCAUUGCUUAUUUACUCGGCAUUAAAUUAACACCUACCAUGUUCUUGGAGGGGAAGAGAAACAAUACAGAGCAAUAUAGAGACUUACAGAGGGGAUGGAGUGGAGCAUUGAUGAUGAUGGGAACGAUCCUGCUUAUAUACUAACUUCCUUACAUAUCAUCUUCUUGUCAUUCCAAGCGCAGGCGGUUGGGUUGAGCUUUCAUUUUCUUUCAGCACUUCAUUUCCUUCUGUUCGGACGUCGAGGGAAAUCUUCCCCGUCCACGCAUCCUCCUUAUUAUCACGCAGCGGGCAGUCGUCCACCACGUGACACACCAGCAUCCACUGCUGCACACGGCCCUCCUGUGUGAGACUCUCCUGAAACUAAACGCUGUAGUGUGUAACAUCUCAACCGUUUGGCUCUCCAUACAGGAAUGGACCACAUUUCUGUCGCAAGACUCCAAGCGUUGAAAGCCUUGUACAUACUCUAGAUGUAGUUUCUUUAACUUCUAGGGGCAUUUGAGCUUAGCUGACGCAGAAACUGGACGGUACGGUACACUAUGCAGUGGAGAAGUGGUGCAGAGCACUUUGAGUACUUCUUAUUAAAGAUGAUGUUUUAAAAGGGAGUUUUGUUACUGUAUUAUCGACUAUUAUUAACACUAAGAUCAGAGGCUCAAACUUAAACACGUUUUAAGAGGCUGUAAACAGAGAGGUGAUCCACCUAGUUGCUGAAUCUGGCCUGGAGCCGGUCCUAUUUAUGUUUUUAUUUAUGUUACGAUUAAAACACACACUCUUAAUCAUCUAGAGGCUUCGCAUUUUUAAGUAUUACACUAAAUAUUGUUAAAUUAAUGAUAAAGAUUAUGCGGCAUGGAACUAACUUCCCAAUUUCUGAUGUCUCUGAUCGAAUAACAGUGAAGCUGUUGACUGACACUACAUUCCUGUCUGCAUGUUUGGAAGCACUGAAGGGCUUAUUUUCUGUGUAUUUCCUCAAAAGCUUAUAGUUAAUCAAUACCUCUCUAGAUGACCAGUCUCAGCUGUGAGAAUAGACGGCUAUGAGCAGACCGCAGUAGAAGUUUUAGGACGAGGCACAUAUAUUUUUUCGUCAGGUAUUAAAUGUGCAGGUUUUGAAAGAGGUCGUCUGUUAUUUUGCCUAAAUCUGUAUUGAUGCUGUUAAAAAAAAAAAAAAAAAAAAAGGGCCCAAUGAUGACGCUGCUCCAUGAGGUCCGAGCGGGAGCUGAAGAGGGCCCCCCAGAGCUCCAAAUUAAGGCCUGAUCCCUCAACCACGCACAGAGGAUCUAUUUUUUCUUUCCAGCUUCCUCAUCUUGAAUGUGUUUGCUGACGCUGCGUUGCAUACGGCGUCGGUUAAAUCACGGCGGAGAAUUACCAAAGCAUGUUGGUUUUAAUACUUCAGAUGAAUCCCGGUUUAUGUCAGUGUGCUCGGGUAAUUCUUUUUCUCCAACGUUCAUGGGUGCGUGAUACUAAGUUGAAGAGGGAUAGUUUCUUUUUUUUCUUUUGUAUUUGGACUCUGAGGUGGGGAGUUUUAAAGAAAAGCUGGACACUUUAUUUUUUUGUUGCUGGAGGAAUCCUCCGCCCUCGACCUGUAGGAGGUUUUCUUUUCUUCUGUAUUUGCACUUACACUGAUGAUCAUUAUCACUAUGAUUAAGCUGACUCCUGUAUUAUUAUCUCUUACAACACUGAUGAUCUGUUAAGUGUUGAGUGUAAUGCAGUUAACUAUAUAGCCUGAUUUAAUGUAAAAUAAAACCAGUAAAAAAAUCUA